AUGCUGGCAGCGCACGGCAACCUCGGAGGUCAACAAGCUGCUCUUUACGAAACAGCUGCUCGCAAGGAGGUAAAUCUUGGGGCUGCCGAAGCGUGCAACGGAACUUCCGAUGAUAUCACCCGUCGAAUGCUGAUUUCUGCUGCUGCCAAGACACGCAGAGAAGGGGCGAGGAGAAGCUGCCGCGACUUGGCACCCGACUUUUUACAGGAAGGAACCUCCACUUGA
Molecule: messenger RNA, 225 nt
Organism: Moesziomyces aphidis
Lineage: Eukaryota; Fungi; Basidiomycota; Ustilaginomycetes; Ustilaginales; Ustilaginaceae
Source: the annotation of a GenBank genome assembly